AAGACGCGCGUGCGCACACACCCGUGUGCUAUACUGCUGCUAAGCGGAAGGAGCCAGCUGGGCAGGCGACGGCCAUUGCGGCUGGGCGAUGGCGGCAGCGGCCCCGGCCUUGGUGCUGAAGCACCGGCGCACCACCUUGGAGCGGGUGGAGAAGUUCCUGUCGUCCUGCUACUUCACUGACUGCAACCUGUGGGGCAGGCUCUAUGGAGACAGCUACCCAGUGACUUCACUGUCUUGCUUCUUGACUCCAGAACAUAUGCCAUAUGAAAAGGCCAUUCGACAGCACUUCCACCCAGUCAAAGUUGGUGAUACCUUUGGACCCACAUGGUGGACUUGCUGGUUCCGAGUAGAACUGACUAUCCCUAAAUCUUGGUUAGGUCAUGAAGUUCACUUUCGCUGGGAGAGUGAUGGAGAAGGCCUAUUGUGGAAGAAUGGGGAACCAGUCCAGGGUUUAACCAAAUCGGGUAAGAAGACCAGCUACGUCCUGACUGAAAAGCUGAAGGAAGGAGAUCUCUGGAGCCUGACACUGUAUGUUGAAGCUGCCUGCAGUGGCCUCCUUGGGGCUGGAAAAGGCAGCAUGAUUGACCCACCUGAUAGUGAGAAGACAUUCAGUGUGACCCGGGCUGACCUGGCAGUGUUCCACCGGGAUGUUUACGAACUGAUAAUAGACAUGGAGAUCCUCCUGGGCAUGGCCAAGUGCCUUGGGGAGGGCAACCAGCGAAGCUUCCAGGCUCUCUACACAGUCAACCAGAUGGUGAACGUGUGUGACCCAAAUGAUCCCGGUACCUUUUCGGCAGCCCGUACCCUGGCAUCGGGCCUCCUUCACCAGCGCAAUGGAGACAGCCAGCAUGUGAUCCAUGCCAUAGGGCACUGCCAUAUUGACUCAGCUUGGCUCUGGCCUUACAAGGAGACAAUCCGGAAAUGUGCUCGUAGCUGGUCAUCAGUCAUCCAACUCAUGGGGAAAAACCCACAGUUCACAUUUGCCUGCUCUCAGGCACAACAGUACGCGUGGGUGAAGAGGUACUACCCAAGCUUAUAUUCCCAGAUCAAGGAGUACGUCCACAUAGGACAGUUUAUUCCAGUGGGUGGCACUUGGGUUGAAAUGAGAACUGUGCUAGGUGUUAGGGGAGGUGUAAAGUUUGGAUUACACUUGGAGCAUCUAGCCCAGAAGGAUGGGAACCUUCCCAGUGGAGAAUCCAUGGUGAGACAGUUCCUUCAAGGACAGAAUUUCUUCCUUCAGGAAUUUGGGAAAAUGUGUUCUGAGUUCUGGCUUCCAGACACAUUUGGAUAUUCAGCCCAACUCCCCCAGAUCAUGCGUGGCUGUGGCAUCCAACGCUUUCUGACACAGAAGCUGAGUUGGAACUUGGUGAACUCCUUCCCUCAUCAUACCUUUUUCUGGAAAGGAAUUGAUGGCUCCCGAGUGUUGGCCCACUUUCCUCCUGGAGAAUCUUAUGGGAUGGAAGGCCAUGUAGAAGAGGUGCUGAAAACCAUGAACAACAACAAAGACAAGGGGAGGGUGAACCACAGUGCCUUCCUCUAUGGGUUCGGGGAUGGGGGUGGUGGCCCCACCCAGACCAUGGUAGACCGGCUGGAACGAAUGAAGGAUACAGAUGGACUGCCCAGGGUGUAUUUCUCUUCCCCAGAACAGUUUUUCUCAUUACUGGAGAGGAACUCAGGGCAGUUUUGUACCUGGUAUGGGGAAUUGUUCCUGGAACUUCACAAUGGCACCUAUACCACUCAAGCCCAAAUCAAGAAGGAGAACCGGGACUGUGAACAGAUCCUGCAUGAUGUAGAAUUCUUGAGCUGCCUGGCCUUGGCCCGCAGUCGAACUUUCCAGUAUCCUGCUACUGAGUUACAGCGCCUCUGGAGGCUUUUGCUCCUAAACCAGUUCCAUGAUGUGCUUCCCGGAAGCUGUAUCCAGCAGGUGGUGGAUGAUGCUCUGAAAUACUAUAGAGAGAUUCGAAGAAAUGGUGCCCACCUUCUGAAUGCUGCAAUUAGGUCCCUGGGUGGAAGAAGGUCAUCAUCUCGAGAUCUGAGCUUUUCACACAACUUAUUCGUCUUUAACACACUGUCCUGGGAUCGCACAGAGGUGGUGGCCCUGCCAGGAGUGAAUGAAAUCGAAAACCUGGUCCUGGUGACAGUGCCUAGUAUGGGGUACACCCGGGCCCCACCUCCUGGCCCGCCUCCUCGUGCUGUCAGAGUGGUGCAGGAGAAUGACGGCUCCGUGACCCUGGAUAAUGGCAUUAUCCGAGCACACCUGGACUCAAUGGGCCAUUUAAACUCCUUGGUUUUGAUCUCCUCAGAUAGGGAAACAAUCCCCCGUGGUGUCUUUGGCAACCAGUUUGUGAUGUUUGAUGAUGUUCCCUUGUACUGGGAUGCCUGGGAUGUGAUGGAUUACCAUCUGGAGACCCGGAAGCCAGUCACAAAGCUUGACCAAGCUCUUGAGGUAGGAAUUCCAGGAGGCCUUCGAGGCAGUGUCCACUUCUCCUUGCAACUCAGUAACCGAAGCAUUCUAACCCAGGAAAUUGUGCUGGAUGCUGCCUGUCCAUAUCUCAAGUUUCACACUGAGGUAGACUGGUAUGAGUCACACAAGUUCUUAAAGGUAGAAUUCCCUGCCUGGGCCCAGACCUCCAAUGCCACCUAUGAAAUCCAGUUUGGCCACAUACAGAGACCUACACAUUACAACACCUCCUGGGAUUGGGCUCGAUUUGAGGUGUGGGGCCAUCGAUGGAUGGACCUGUCAGAACAUGGCUUUGGGAUGGCACUUCUUAACAACAGCAAGUAUGGGUGCUCGGUUCGGAACAACAUACUCAGCCUCUCCCUCUUACGGGCACCCAAGUCCCCUGAUGCCACUGCAGACAUGGGGCAUCAUCAUUUCACCUAUGCAAUAAUGCCACACAUGGGAACACUCCAGGAUUCUGGAGUCAUCCAGGCUGCCUACAACCUCAAUUUCCCCCUACACGUUUUACCCUUUGAAGCCGCCAUCUACCGGCCCUGGAGUGCUUUCUCAGUGUCAUCAUCUGCUGUAGUGCUAGAAACUGUUAAACAGGCAAAGGCUGGACCCCACCCUUAUACCCUGGUCCUGAGACUGUAUGAGUCACAUGGCAGCCAUGUAGACUUAUGGCUCCAGUCAGCCCUUCCAGUACAGGAAGCUAUCAUUUGUGAUCUUCUGGAACGUCCUGACCACCGGCAGCACUUGACUUUAGAGGGCUCCCGAGUAAAGCUUUCCUUCUCGCCCUUUCAAGUGGUUUCUCUACUCCUUAUAUUGCGGCCCCCACUCCUCUGAUCAAGAGAUAGGACCAGCCCGGUGGACCUCAUCACCCUGCAAUCUCUGGCCUGGGAGGGAGUCCCCACCAGGGUUCUAACCACCUCCAUCUUGGUCCCAUCCAAGUAUCAGGCUCCCGGGCUCCUCUGCCCUAAUACAUUUGCAGUUGGGGGGGAGGGGGAGCAAUACUGUUCACCAGGGCCAGGAGGGAGGCCAGAAAUACCCUCUUGUCUAGCUCCUGGGGCAGUGCCACGGUGCACGUCUGCAGAGGAGGGGUGGAGGGAAUGGGACGGGGUGUAGCUCUGACUCUUCCAUUCAGCUUCUGCUCUUCCUGAGGAACUCCAAGGAGCCAUGGGGCAAGAGUAAACUCACCCCUUGCCUACAUCUCAAAGGCAUUCCUUGGUCUCCUUUGUACUUUCCUUCCUUUAGACUGAUGGCCCUAAUAGCUGGUUUCUGAUAUACUGGAUAGUGGGCACGUCUCAAUCAACCCAAUAAAUGUUUUCAUUAGCCAUCCCCA
Molecule: messenger RNA, 3782 nt
Organism: Monodelphis domestica (gray short-tailed opossum)
Lineage: Eukaryota; Metazoa; Chordata; Mammalia; Didelphimorphia; Didelphidae
Gene: MAN2C1
Product: mannosidase alpha class 2C member 1
Biological process (GO): mannose metabolic process; oligosaccharide catabolic process
Molecular function (GO): carbohydrate binding; alpha-mannosidase activity
Source: RefSeq, a predicted model, not a curated record